This is a messenger RNA of Melanaphis sacchari, 1189 nucleotides long. RefSeq names its product coiled-coil domain-containing protein 103. Gene Ontology annotation, cellular component: outer dynein arm. The record is from RefSeq and is a predicted model, not a curated record. Gene Ontology annotation, biological process: determination of left/right symmetry; inner dynein arm assembly; epithelial cilium movement involved in extracellular fluid movement. The transcript is spliced from 5 exons. NCBI's taxonomy places the organism in Eukaryota, Metazoa, Arthropoda, Insecta, Hemiptera, Aphididae. Bases 70 to 912 code for a protein of 280 amino acids.
UGUAAACAACACCCAACACCGCGCGGUCUGCUCGGGCUCACCACAUCGUACCUUCACAACGAGCAACUCAUGGAGAAAACAAACCGCGGGACAGAAAAAGUGCUUACUGCUUUGGUGCACACCCCGCGAUCGCGGUACAGUGGAGGUACCCCCCGAGCGCCCGACCAGCAUCACCCUAACGUCCCCGUCCCGACACUAAUGGGUUCAUCUGCCGAUUUUAAGAGUCUCGAAGAUGAACUGAUCGACAAUGUGGAAAAAGACGUGCGUUACUGGCAACAGAACGACGCCAAGUUGAGAGCUGUGAAGAGCGUGUCUACUUACCAAGAGUUCAGCGAUAUUGUCAAAGCUGCUCAUUUGCGUCCAUUGUCCAAGAAAGAAAUCGAGUGCAAGAGCAACCCCCCUGCAGUGUGGAAUAACGUAGUGGCAACUCACAACAUGCAAGACAGCAAACAGCUGAGUUCUGAGUUUGUGGUCCCUGACGUUGACAUAAAAGAUAACAUACCAAGUGCUUGUUCUCCAAUAGUCCAAGAGUUUAUUUUGAGUUUCCACCGUCUUAGCUCAGCCAAACACAGGUACAAGUAUUUGAGUCUACACGGUGCCGAAAAUGUAGCCGCCACGUUUCAUACCGAAGAGAUACCUCCAUCUGUGCUUGUAGAACUGCUCGAAACACUACUCAUAUUCCCGUCAAAUAGUGUUCCCGACAUAGUAGCAGUCACCAGACUUCUAGAUGUGAUCACUGGGACAAAAAGAUUUGAAUUAGCCAUUGAGUUUUUGAGUUCAACUGAAUUGGACACGUUGUGUAAUCUGUUCAAUAAACUAGAGGAGAGUCUCAAGUCUGGUCAACAAGAUUUGGCUGAACAAGGAGUGACUGAAUGGAGUUUGAGUACACUAAGGAGAAAAUAUAAAGUCUAAGCUAAUAUAAUUAGUUCAGUAUUAAUAGUGAAAAUAUUCCCAAUUCUCCAUACCUUAUACUUACCUGCAUAUCACAAAUCCUUUUACUAUUUUAAGUGUUUUUAGUGGGAGAAUAAAAUAACAACUGUUAUAGCCACAUCAUAGAUGCAACAAUUUCAUUAAAAAAUCCUAUUUCAAAUAUCCCAACACACAAUGUUUGAACAUAUGUAUUAUUUAUUUUAUUUUUAUUAUGAAAGACUGAUUUUACUCCCAAUAUAAUAUUAUAAUUAUACUGGUU